AAUGAACCACCUCUUGUUCAUUAUCGAAUUCCAAUUAUCGGACAUACAUGGAGAUUUUUAACAGAUUGCGAAAAUUUAAUUCUCGAAUCUCGAAAAAAGUAUGGGGAGACAUUCUCAUUAUAUGUAUUUGGCCAAAUAAUGACCGUAGUCGGAAAGGAAUCAACUCAUGAAGUAUUUAAAAAAGAUCAAGAAUUUUGUGUUCACGAAGGCGUGAAAAUGCAAUUACCAAUGGAUCACAUAUUUAGUUUUGGCACAACUAUUGAGAAAAAUCGUAAAGUAGUAAGAGAGUUUAUGGUAGGAAAAUUAAAACAUCUUAUGAGUAGAUUACAAAAAAAUAUUGAUAAGGCUAUGAAUCUUUAUAUUGGUGAAUGUGAUGAGCCGAAGGUUAUUCGUGAUCCAUAUAAAACUUUGACACAGAUUAUCGCAAUUCCAAUUGCUAACAUUAUCGUUGGUGAUGAAUGUUACGAACAUAAGGAUCUGUUAGAAACUUUUAGAACAUUAACAGAUUCAAUUGUUAAAGUUUUUAUGGCACCACCAAUAUUAGCUUUUAUACAUCCUCGGCUUCAUCAAGAAUUUGUCGCAUUAGGUGAUGCUUGGGUUGCUCCCUUAGAUGCAUUACAAUGCUACUUGGACGAUCCAGAAAUAGCUCCAGAUCUCGAUCCAAAUAAUAUAAAUUAUAAUUAUAUUGCUGUAGCGAUCGGAAGACUUAUUUUUGGUGCUAUGGCAACUACAUCUGGUGGUGCUACCCGUGCUUUAUAUGAUUUGAUUGAUAAGAAAAAAGAAUACUGGCAAGAAUUACAACAGGAAGCUCAAGAAAUUAACAAACAAUGUAAUGGAAAUGAGCUUACAUCUGAUGAUUUUGCUAAAAUGGUGAAAUUAGAUAGUUUUAUUAAAGAAUCUUUAAGAUUAUCUAAUAGCAUAGUUGGUUUACCACAUAAAUGUAUUUCUGAAUCUUAUUAUACAUUUGAGAAUGGAUAUCAAAUCCCAAGGGGUCGCAUAGCCAUUUUAAACAUUAUUGAUACAAAUAGAGAUGAGGAACUUCAAGGUCAAAACCCUGAAGAAUUCUAUGCAUACCGCCAUUUGGAACGUAAAUCCUCCGCGACAAAACUCGAACAGCGUGUACCUGUUAAAUAUCUUGGACCUCUUCCUAAACAGACAAAAGUUGGUAUUGUUUUUGAGAAGAAAAAUGAUGAUGUAAAUUAA
Molecule: messenger RNA, 1203 nt
Organism: Racocetra persica
Lineage: Eukaryota; Fungi; Glomeromycota; Glomeromycetes; Diversisporales; Gigasporaceae
Source: the annotation of a GenBank genome assembly